Messenger RNA from Ostrea edulis (European flat oyster), 761 nucleotides. RefSeq names its product 5'-deoxynucleotidase HDDC2-like. The coding region runs from base 91 to 720 and encodes 209 amino acids. Gene Ontology annotation, cellular component: cytoplasm. Gene Ontology annotation, molecular function: 5'-deoxynucleotidase activity. The transcript has 6 exons. The record is from RefSeq and is a predicted model, not a curated record. NCBI's taxonomy places the organism in Eukaryota, Metazoa, Mollusca, Bivalvia, Ostreida, Ostreidae.
AAGAGAGAUGUCUUAAAGAAGCUUCCGUAUUUAACCCUGUUUACCGCUUUCCAAUCUAAGAGAAGGGGUUCGUGAAUAGAAGACGAAAUUAUGGAGAAGUUGUUGAAAUUCAUGGGUUUCAUCGGGGAUCUUAAGCAAGUGCGAAGAACUGGCUGGGUGUUGCGGAAGGUGAAGGAGCCUGAAUCUGUUGCGGAUCACAUGUACAGAAUGGCGAUCCUCUCCUUUCUAGUGGAACCGUCGUCAGGUCUCAAUAAAGACAGGUGUAUAAAAAUCAGCCUAGUCCAUGAUCUUGCAGAGUGUAUUGUUGGCAAUCUAACACCGCAAGAUGAUAUUCUAAAAUCUGAAAAACGGAAGCAAGAAAUGGAAGCCAUGAAGCAUAUAUGCAGUUUGGUUCCAGAGGAAGUAGGAAAUGAACUCUAUGAAUUAUGGGAGGACUAUGAAUUUCAGAGAAGUGCUGAGGCCAUGUUUGUAAAGGACUUGGACAAGUUUGAGAUGAUUCUUCAGGCCCAUGAGUAUGAGAAACUUAGCAAUAGUCCAGGAAAAUUGCAGGAAUUCUUUGAUAGUACAAAAGUUAUCUGGUGGGGCACAGUUUUUAUUGGUGGAAGAGAGAAUCCAGAUACAAUGUACCUGGGAAGAGACCACCAACUUUCCGAAAGUAAACUGGAAAACUUUCUCACUUACCAGUGUGAGCGGGAUUUGAACCCGCGCCGACAGAGGUGAGAGGCCGUGUGAUUUUGAGCACGAUGCUCUAACCACUCAGC